GCAAGGCAACACAAAAGAUUUAAAAUCCAAAUGUUUACCAAACACCAAACCAAAGGGAGAGAAAUAGAAUUAAGAAUACCUUGAUUACUACGACAAUCCAACAAACAAUCCUUUUGAUCACCCCGCAAUUCCGUAACCCUUUUCCCUAAAAUAUAAAAUUAUCUCCAUAUAAAUAAAUAAAUAAAUAAAAAUCAGAACACUAUAUAAAUAUCCACAAAACCCUUUUUUCUCUCUUGUUUUUUCUUCUUGAUUGCUUUUAAGAUUGCGACGUGCUAUUAAGAGUUCUUGGUGAAAGAGGUUUUUCAAUCCAAAAAUCUUCCCUUUUCUUGUUCCGGAUAUCAAUUCUAGCUUAUUGAGUGAAGAGAUGGCUAAAAGUUCAUUCAAAUUCGAGCACCCUUUUGAGAAGAGGCAAGCCGAAGCUUCUCGUAUCAGGGAGAAAUAUCCUGAUAGAAUUCCUGUGAUUGUGGAGAAGGCUGAGAGGACUGAUAUCCCUGACAUUGAUAAGAAAAAGUACCUCGUUCCAGCUGAUUUGACUGUCGGACAGUUUGUGUAUGUGGUGAGGAAGAGAGUGAAUCUAAGUCCUGAGAAAGCCAUAUUCGUAUUUGUCAAAAACAUUUUACCUCCCACUGCUGCUUUGAUGUCAACAAUUUAUGAGGACAAUAAGGAUGAAGAUGGGUUUCUUUACAUGACUUACAGCGGGGAGAAUGUGUUUGGAUUGAGGUGCAUUGGCGACAGCUCUGACUGAUGUGCUCGUAAAUAAUCAAACUUGACAUAAACUAGAAAUGUAAAUCCUCGGUUGCUUAUCAUACUGCUGUUUUCUUAGAAGCACAAUUUGUGUUCCUGACUGUCAGGCUUGACUGUUGAUAUUAUUAACUACGUAUUUUAGAGAUUCUUUAGAUUGAACAGCUUGCUGGUUUAUAUGUUGUUUUAGUUUGAUGCUUUGUCGCUACUUCACGGUCA
Molecule: messenger RNA, 960 nt
Organism: Chenopodium quinoa (quinoa)
Lineage: Eukaryota; Viridiplantae; Streptophyta; Magnoliopsida; Caryophyllales; Amaranthaceae
Product: autophagy-related protein 8C-like
Exons: 6
Coding region: 365-745 (126 amino acids)
Biological process (GO): cellular response to nitrogen starvation
Source: RefSeq, a predicted model, not a curated record